AGUAAAAGUCGUUUUUUGUGGGCAAACCACCCAGUACUCCCUUCCACGUCCACUUUUGUUCCACGUCUCUCUAGACAGUUCCACCAUACAUCCCAGAUGCUCCAAGACACUGUUUUCGUUAAGAAUCUAGCUGCCACGGCCAUUACAGGCUCCGAUGCCUGGAACAGGCCUACGGCUCAGCCGAUCUUGAUUUCAGUUGCUAUUGAUACCGAUUUCUCCAAAGCAUCGGAAACAGACAACCUCAAGUACUCGUUGAACUAUGCGGUGAUUUCUCGAAAUGUCCUGGAGUAUAUGAAACUUCAUGAACUGAAAAACUUCAAAUCACUUCAGAAUAUCGCCGAGGAAGUCUGUAAAAUCGUUACAGACCAGAAAAGAGGUGGUGGAGAACAAGCAACUGUCUGUGUCAAUAGUGCCAAGUCGGAAAUACGGGCUGAUAGUAUUGAAUACCAAUUGACUAGAAACCCAUCCAUGAAAUUGGAUGUAUUGGAUACUAUCACGGUUCGUCGGCUUCGAUUACUUACCAUCAUUGGGGUGUUUACGUUUGAACGGUUGAAGAGACAAAUAGUGGACGUGGACUUAAAGAUUGAGCUUUUACCAAAUCAUAACGUUCAAAUCCAUAUUAUCAUGGAUGAGAUUACUAACUAUGUCGAAGGGUCAAAUUUCAAGACUGUAGAGGCUUUAGAAAUGGCUAUCGGCCAAUUAAUAUUCCAGGGCAAUGGUGAUCAUAUUCAAAAGGCUGUGGUGACUAUCACAAAGCCUAAUGCUAUCACCUAUACCGAUGGAGUUGGAGUAGAAUCCUCAAUUACUCGGGAACGGUUUGUUGGGGCUGAACCGAUUAAAGUGGACAGUUCGGCAAAUGUGUCUGAAAGUUUUAACUUGCCAGCAGACAAAAGUGUCGAUGGUGCCGGUUUUCACACCGCUUUCAUAGCGUUUGGCUCGAAUGAGGGAAACCAAGUUGAGAAUAUCACUAAAUCCAUUGAAUUACUUGACAAAUACGACGUUAAAGUACUGGCCACUUCUGCCAUGUACAUUUCCAAACCCAUGUACUACAAGGACCAACCUGACUUCUUCAAUGGAGUCUUUAAAGUUGAGUUCUCUGACAAGUCCCCUCAUGAUUUGUUAAAGAUUUUGAAGAACAUCGAGUACAACCACAUUAAUAGAGUGAAGGAGUUCGAUAACGGACCUCGCUCAAUUGAUUUAGAUAUUUUGUUGUAUGACGAUAUAAGCAUUAACACCCCUGACUUGACUGUGCCCCACAGAGCAAUGUUGGAUCGGACUUUUGUUUUGCAGCCAUUGUGUGAAUUAAUUGCACCGGACUACGUUCAUCCAGUAACAGCAGAACCUGUUCACAAUCACCUACAGCAACUAUUAAAGUCUUCUGUGCACGAACUGAUCCAAGAGCUGAGCAAGCUCUUGCAAUACGUGCCGGUAAAUCGGUUAACACCACUGGAGAAUCCAUUUAAAUUCGAUUUGUUGACUAACCACUCACCAACGUUGAUGAUGGGGAUUCUCAACAUCACUCCUGACUCUUUCAGUGAUGGCGGAAAGAAUUACGGAGUUGAGUUGGAUCAAGUUCUUGCAAACGCUGCUCAGUUGGUAGCCGACGGAGCGAAGAUUAUAGACAUUGGAGGUGUUUCCACUAGACCCGGUAGUGAAGAACCUACAGAGGAGGAAGAAUUACGUCGGGUUGUUCCUAUAGUAGAGGCCAUACGUUCAAGUGUUAAUAAGAACCUUGCCAACGUGUUGGUGUCUAUUGAUACUUACCGGUCGUCUGUGGCGGAAGCAUCGUUAAAAGCCGGAGCUGAUAUCAUCAACGAUAUUUCGAUGGGACUCUACGACGAUAAGAUGUUUGAGGUUGUUGCUCGCUAUGGUUGUGCCUAUAUCCUCAAUCAUACUCGAGGUACAGCGAAGACCAUGUCCCAGCUCACCAACUACGAAGCCAAUACAAAUGAAGACAUCAUUGAAUUGCUAGUGGACCCAGUCACAGGCCAGCUCGAUUCGGUCAGUGACUCGCCUUCUGUGAACAAUCUCAUAAAUGGAAUUGGAAGAGAGCAGGCGUCACAGAUUUCAAAGGCAUUUAAGCAAGGAGUUAGAAAAUGGCAAGUAAUUUUGGAUCCGGGUCUUGGGUUUGCUAAGAAUUUGACCCAAAACUUGGCCAUAUUGAAACACAGUCAUUCGUUCAAACACUACAGCACCAUUUUACGUCAACAAGCCAAUACUGAAACCGGCACGGCCAAUGAAAAAUAUAUGAGUUUUAAUGGACUUCCGCUUCUUUUGGGGCCAUCGAGAAAGAGGUUUUUGGGCACCAUCAACAAUGAGCCCACAGCCGAAACUCGAGUUUUCAGUACUGCUGCUUCUAUAGUGGUAUGUGUACAACAAGAAACCAACAUUGUCAGAGUCCAUGAUACAAAAGAAAUAUUCAAAACAAUUGCAGUUGCAGAUGCCAUUUACCGAGAUUUGUACUAGCAGUUACCCGACUGUCAGGACAAAAAAGUGUCGAGACCAAGAAAUCUUCGCGCAUUCAAAAAAUUUUCAUCAUCGAUAAAGACCAGCUUUAUUACAAUUAUUAAAUAAAAUGGCAGCAGUAUUCCCAAGAGCUUGUUACAAGUGCGGAGAAGUCGGACACUUGGCUGAAAGCUGUACUCAAGAAGAAAGAUUGUGCUACAACUGCCACCAACCCGGCCAUGAAAGCUCAGAAUGUGAGGAACCAAAACUGACCACCCAUAAACAAUGUUACUUGUGUGGUGAUGUGGGACAUGUUCAAUCUGACUGUCCAACUCAAGAACAAGGUUCCAAGUGUUACAAUUGUGGUCAAUUUGGCCACAUAUCUAAGAACUGCAAUGCUUCUGCUACUGAAAAGCCAGCGUCUGCUCCUGCUGCUUCUAAGUUCAAGCCUUCUACCACCUGUUACAAGUGUGGAGGUCCUAACCAUUUUGCCAGAGACUGUCAAGCCAACAACACCAAGUGUUACGCUUGUGGAAAGACCGGCCAUAUUUCUAAGGACUGUCGGUCUGCUACUGGAGGUGACAACUUUUCGGUUAAGGCUUGCUACAACUGUGGACAAACCGGCCAUAUUUCUAAGGACUGUGAUGCCGCUUAGUCAAGUUGAAAUGUUGUAUAUGGUUUGAUUUGAUGCUGUCAUGGAGAUUGUUUUGUAUUCAUAGGUGAAAGAAGAAAAGCCCUAAAUAUAUGAUUUUAGCUGUAAGAUGAACGGAACUUGUCCUCAACGCUUUGAAUACUCGGGAUGAUUGUCUGAUUCCAUAAAUAUGAUGAAAGAACGUCAGUGUAAGCAUUUCAUUGUUUUGCAAGCUGGUCUAUUUCAUAAAAUAAGCCAUCCCCAAAAAAGAAUAAAAGUCAGCGUUCUAAGAUGCCUGGAUUCAAAAUAUUUAGCCACUAUGAUUAUUUGUGACAAUGACCUAGGCCAUUGUGAUGUGAUCCAGUAACUCUAUUCAGUAUUUAAAUUUAUAUAUUCAUCUAAAAGCAGACAGCGUACACAAUGUUAAUUAAAUAACGAGCCUCGAUGGAAUUUGCAAUCCUUAGUAUCUCAAAUAAUCAAAUGUCACAGCAUCAGGAAUGUCUGCAAUUUCCAAUGCAGUAAUUUCAUUGAUGGUUUGUUCCAACAUACGAAGACCAAAUCUUAAUUCCUCUUCGGUAAUCACCAACGCAGGUGCCCACCGAAUGGUUUUUGCAUGAACCAUUUUACAAAUAAUACCUUUUGACCUCAAAAGCAUACAAACAUGCCAUACCUUUUUU
This is a messenger RNA of Yamadazyma tenuis ATCC 10573, 3753 nucleotides long. It is a transcript of the gene FOL1, whose product is annotated as trifunctional dihydropteroate synthetase/dihydrohydroxymethylpterin pyrophosphokinase/dihydroneopterin aldolase. Gene Ontology annotation, cellular component: mitochondrial envelope. The record is from RefSeq and is a predicted model, not a curated record. Gene Ontology annotation, biological process: tetrahydrofolate biosynthetic process. Lineage: Eukaryota; Fungi; Ascomycota; Pichiomycetes; Serinales; Debaryomycetaceae. Gene Ontology annotation, molecular function: dihydroneopterin aldolase activity; 2-amino-4-hydroxy-6-hydroxymethyldihydropteridine diphosphokinase activity; dihydropteroate synthase activity.